GGGCACAUGUUUUGAAAGCAGAGAAAAACCAGAAUCCAUUUCUUUUAUGAAACCUAACUUCUUAUUAAUGGUAAGCUUGCCAAUACAAAUAGACUAAAAAAGAUGGAUGCAUGCGGCAUAUCAUGUACUGUUAAUAUAGAAGAACUUUCACCCACUGGUAUCGUGCAGAAAAAAACACAACAUCGCAACAUAUUAUUAUUAUUAGGCAGAGAUGAAUUUAGAGAAAUUGUUCUUAAAUUACAACUCAGUAAGAAAGAAAUCAAAUACUCAAUAAAAGAAGUUGUUAUUCAUAAAAAAUUUAUCAAAGAUGGCAAAGCUACGAUAAAAUUACCAGAAACCAGAGUUCAGUUUUUAAUAAGUAACUGUCCCCCUGAUAAAUUAGUCAUGUUUAUUAAGACAUUACAGACAAAGUUAGAAUGUUUAAAACAAAAAGGAUUUAUUAGUUUACGAAAAAAACUCUUAUCAGACGAAAGAAAGGCUUUUUCAGAAAUUAGUCCUUUAACAAUUAAAGAUUUACAAGAAGCACAAAAAAUCAAAAAAAAGCAAGAGGAGGUCAUCAAACCUCAAGAAUUAAAUUCUAAGAAAAGAAAGCGCCCAGAUGAUGAUAUUCAAGGUAAAGAAAAUGCACAGGUUGCCAAGAAAGCGCUGACAUGUCCUCCUAGUCUUACUGUAGCAGCUCCAGUUGUGUUAAGUAAAGAACAGAAUAUGGUAUUAGAUAUAGUAUUACGUGGUAGAAAUAUAUUCUUCACAGGCAGUGCUGGUACUGGAAAAUCAUUCUUAUUAAAAAGAAUCAUUGGUGCCCUGCCACCCCAUCAUACAUUCGCUACAGCUAGUACUGGUGUAGCUGCUUGUCAUAUUGGUGGAACUACUCUUCAUGCUUUUGCUGGGAUUGGAUCUGGUAAAGCACCUUUAGAACAAUGUAUAGAACUGGCUUCACGUAAACUUAUAACACAACAGUGGAGAAAAUGUCGACAUUUAAUUAUAGAUGAAAUAUCUAUGGUAGAUGGUGAUUAUUUGAUAAACUAGAAACAGUAGCCAGAGUUGUUAAACAAUGUGAUCAACCAUUUGGUGGUAUACAGUUAAUAGUUUGUGGGGAUUUCCUACAGUUACCACCAGUUACUAAAGAUUCAGAAAAAAGAAAGUUUGCUUUUCAG
Messenger RNA from Patella vulgata (common limpet), 1154 nucleotides. Its product is annotated as ATP-dependent DNA helicase PIF1-like. Gene Ontology annotation, molecular function: DNA helicase activity. The coding region runs from base 103 to 1026 and encodes 307 amino acids. Gene Ontology annotation, biological process: telomere maintenance; DNA repair. The record is from RefSeq and is a predicted model, not a curated record. The transcript has 5 exons. Lineage: Eukaryota; Metazoa; Mollusca; Gastropoda; Patellidae.